AUGGUUUCUGUUAUCUAUCAAUCGAAAAAUGUUUGCGUAAUCGGUGCAGGACCGUCGGGGCUGGUGGCAGCCAGGGAGCUGAGGAAGGAAGGCCACAAUGUGGUGGUUCUGGAGCAAAACCAUGAUUUUGGAGGACAAUGGCUUUAUGACCCUAAUGUUGAGGGUGAAGAUCCUUUAGGAAAGGGCACUACCUUGAAGGUCCAUAGCAGUCUCUAUGAGUCAAUAAGGUUGGUCUCUCCUAGAGAGAUAAUGGGUUAUAGUGAUUUCCCAUUUUUGGUGAAGAAAGGUAGGGACAUGAGAAGAUUUCCGAGCCAUAGGGAACUUUUCUUGUACCUUAAGGACUUUUGUGAAUGGUUUGGGUUGAAGGAGAUGUUAAGGUUUAAUGUUAGGGUUGAUUAUGUGGGGAUGUGGGAGAAUUCAAAAUUUGGUGAAGAUUUGAAAUGGGUUGUUAGAAGCAAAGAGAAGAAGUCUGAAAAGGUGGUGGAAGAGAUCUUUGAUGCAGUCAUUGUGGCCACAGGUCAUUACUCCCAACCCAGACUGCCUGAUAUUCAAGGACCGUCGGGGCUGGUGGCAGCCAGGGAGCUGAGGAAGGAAGGCCACAAUGUGGUGGUUCUGGAGCAAAACCAUGAUUUUGGAGGACAAUGGCUUUAUGACCCUAAUGUUGAGGGUGAAGAUCCCUUAGGAAAGGGCACUACCUUGAAGGUCCAUAGCAGUCUCUAUGAGUCAAUAAGGUUGGUCUCUCCUAGAGAGAUAAUGGGUUAUAGUGAUUUCCCAUUUUUGGUGAAGAAAGGUAGGGACAUGAGAAGAUUUCCAAGCCAUAGGGAACUUUUCUUGUACCUUAAGGACUUUUGUGAAUGGUUUGGGUUGAAGGAGAUGUUAAGGUUUAAUGUUAGGGUUGAUUAUGUGGGGAUGUGGGAGAAUUCAAAAUUUGGUGAAGAUUUGAAAUGGGUUGUUAGAAGCAAAGAGAAGAAGUCUGAAAAGGUGGUGGAAGAGAUCUUUGAUGCAGUCAUUGUGGCCACAGGUCAUUACUCCCAACCCAGACUGCCUGAUAUUCAAGGAAUGAAUACAUGGAGAAGAAAGCAAAUGCACAGUCACAUUUAUAGGAUUCCAGAGCCAUUCCGCAAUGAGGUGGUGAUUGUGAUUGGUAAUUCAAUGAGUGGGCAGGACAUAGCCAUUGAGCUUGUGGAUGUGGCAAAGGAGAUCCAUCUCAGUGCCAAAUCUCUUGAUAUUUCAGAGGGAUUAUCAAAAGUAAUCUCCAAAUAUGAUAAUUUGCACCUUCAUCCAUUGGUAGAGUCCCUGCAAGAAGAUGGAAGAGUUAUAUUCAUAGAUGGCUCUUGUAUAACGGCCGAUACCAUCAUAUACUGCACAGGGUAA
Molecule: messenger RNA, 1374 nt
Organism: Ilex paraguariensis (yerba mate)
Lineage: Eukaryota; Viridiplantae; Streptophyta; Magnoliopsida; Aquifoliales; Aquifoliaceae
Source: the annotation of a GenBank genome assembly